Euleptes europaea (tarantolino) is the source of this 6850-nucleotide messenger RNA. It is a transcript of the gene DICER1, whose product is annotated as dicer 1, ribonuclease III. The coding region runs from base 180 to 5945 and encodes 1921 amino acids. Gene Ontology annotation, molecular function: deoxyribonuclease I activity; RNA binding; protein binding. Gene Ontology annotation, biological process: pre-miRNA processing; apoptotic DNA fragmentation; siRNA processing. The record is from RefSeq and is a predicted model, not a curated record. Gene Ontology annotation, cellular component: cytoplasm; RISC complex; nucleus. The transcript is spliced from 28 exons. Lineage: Eukaryota; Metazoa; Chordata; Lepidosauria; Squamata; Sphaerodactylidae.
UCAAGAAGAAAAAAUGCUCUGAAAUAAUUCUAAGGAGCUUGGCAGCGACGUGAUUAACUUGCAAGCUGAUAUAAUGGUGUCGAAAUGCAGUUCAGAGAACGUACACACAGAGGUGACAGAAAUUAAUACAUAAGCUGUGCUGGAACAAAAAUGCAAUGACAGAAACACUGGAUGAAUGAAUGAAAAGCCCUGCUUUGCAGUCCCUCAGCAUGGCAGGACUACAGCUCAUGACCCCUGCUUCCUCGCCAAUGGGUCCUUUUUUUGGACUGCCGUGGCAACAAGAAGCAAUUCAUGAUAACAUAUACACGCCAAGAAAAUAUCAGGUUGAACUGCUGGAAGCAGCUCUGGAUCAUAAUACAAUAGUCUGUUUAAACACUGGCUCAGGGAAGACUUUUAUUGCAGUACUACUCAUUAAAGAACUGUCGUAUCAGAUCAGGGGAGACUUCAACAAAAAUGGAAAGAGAACAGUAUUUUUGGUCAAUUCUGCAAAUCAAGUUGCUCAGCAAGUGUCAACUGUUCGAACUCAUUCCGAUCUCAAGGUGGGAGAGUAUUCGAGUUUAGAAAUAACCGACUUGUGGACAAAAGAGAAAUGGAACCAAGAAUUUGCUAAAUACCAAGUUCUGGUGAUGACUUGUCAUGUAGCUUUGAAUGUUUUAAAAAAUGAGCAUUUAUCCCUGUCAAACAUUAAUCUCCUUAUUUUUGAUGAGUGCCAUCUUGCAAUCCAGAAUCACCCUUAUCGAGAAAUUAUGAAGCUCUGUGAGAGUUGUCCCUCAUGCCCUCGAAUCUUGGGACUUACAGCCUCCAUUUUAAAUGGGAAAUGUGACCCAGCAGAGUUGGAAGAAAAGAUUCAAAAACUGGAGAAAAUUCUAAAGAGCAGCGCUGAGACAGCAACUGAUCUCGUGGUCUUGGACAGGUAUACUUCUCAGCCAUGUGAGAUUGUGGUAGAUUGUGGACCAUACUCUGACAAAAGUGGUCUCUAUGAAAGGCUGUUAACUGAGCUGGAUGAUGCGCUCAGCUUCUUGAAUGAUUGCAACAUACCUAUACAUUGUAGAGAGAGAGAUUCUACCUUAAUUUCUAAACAGAUACUGUCUGACUGCCGAGCAGUGUUGCUUGUUCUGGGACCUUGGUGUGCCGAUAAAGUAGCUGGGAUGAUGGUGAGAGAGCUGCAGAAGUACAUUAAACAUGAGCAAGAGGAGCUGCACCGGAAAUUUUUAUUGUUUACAGACACUUUCCUAAGGAAAAUCCAUGCACUCUGUGAAGAGCACUUCUCGCCUGCCUCACUUGACCUGAAAUUUGUAACUCCGAAAGUCAUAAAACUGCUUGAAAUCCUGCGUAAAUAUAAGCCCUAUGAACGGCAGCAGUUUGAAAGCGUCGAGUGGUAUAAUAAUAGGAACCAGGAUAAUUAUGUGUCUUGGAGUGAUUCGGAAGAUGAGGAUGAGGAUGAAGAAAUUGAGGAGAAAGAGAAAACUGAGACUAACUUCCCUUCUCCCUUUACUAAUAUCUUAUGUGGAAUAAUUUUUGUGGAAAGAAGAUACACAGCAGUUGUUCUAAACAGGUUGAUAAAGGAGGCUGGCAAGCAAGACCCAGAGCUGGCUUACAUCAGCAGCAAUUUUAUAACUGGACAUGGCAUUGGAAAGAAUCAGCCACGUAGCAAACAGAUGGAAGUAGAGUUUCGAAAGCAGGAAGAGGUACUUAGAAAAUUUCGAGCACACGAGACCAACUUGCUAAUUGCAACCAGUAUUGUAGAAGAGGGCGUUGACAUCCCAAAAUGCAAUUUGGUGGUUCGUUUUGAUUUGCCCACAGAGUACCGUUCAUAUGUGCAGUCCAAAGGAAGAGCCAGGGCACCAAUCUCAAACUACAUCAUGUUAGCAGAUUCAGACAAAAUCAAAGGUUUCGAUGAAGAUCUUAAAACCUACAAAGCCAUUGAGAAGAUCUUAAGGAACAAAUGCUCUAAGUCUGUAGAUACUAGCGAAACAGAAAAUGAACCCAUUGUAGAUGACGAUGACAUCUUUCCGCCGUAUGUUUUGAGACCGGAAGAUGGCGGUCCAAAAGUCACGAUAAACACUGCUAUAGGACAUAUUAAUAGGUACUGUGCUAGAUUGCCCAGUGACCCAUUUACUCACCUGGCUCCUAAGUGUAAGACUAGAGAACUCCCUGAUAACACAUUUUACUCAACACUUUAUCUGCCUAUCAAUUCUCCUCUUCGAGCAUCAAUUGUUGGUCCUCCGAUGAGUUGUACACGAUUAGCAGAAAGAGUUGUGGCUCUUAUUUGCUGUGAAAAAUUGCAUAAAAUUGGUGAACUGGAUGACCACUUGAUGCCUGUUGGAAAAGAGACAGUAAAAUAUGAGGAAGAGCUGGAUUUGCACGACGAAGAAGAAACCAAUGUUCCAGGAAGGCCAGGCUCCACAAAACGAAGGCAAUGCUACCCUAAAGCUAUUCCAGAAUGUUUGAGGAAUAGUUAUCCGAAACCUGAUCAACCAUGUUACCUUUAUGUAAUCGGAAUGGUAUUAACUACACCUCUACCUGACGAGCUCAACUUCAGGCGGCGGAAGCUUUAUCCUCCUGAGGAUACUACAAGAUGCUUUGGAAUACUGACAGCCAAACCUAUACCUCAGAUUCCUCACUUUCCUGUAUAUACCCGCUCAGGAGAGGUGACCAUAUCUAUUGAGCUGAAGAAAUCAGGUUUCACUUUAUCUUUACAAAUGCUCGAGUUGAUCACAAGACUUCACCAGUACAUUUUCUCUCACAUUCUUCGGCUUGAGAAACCUGCACUAGAAUUCAGACCUACGGAUGCUGAUUCAGCCUACUGUGUUCUACCUCUUAAUGUUGUUGAUGGUUCCAGCACUUUGGAUAUUGAUUUUAAAUUUAUGGAAGAUAUUGAAAAAUCUGAAGCUCGUACCGGCAUUCCCAGCACACAGUAUACAAAAGAAACACCUUUUAUUUUCAAAUUAGAAGAUUACCAGGAUGCGGUUAUCAUUCCAAGGUAUCGAAAUUUUGAUCAGCCUCAUCGAUUCUAUGUUGCUGAUGUCUACACAGAUCUUACUCCAUUGAGCAAAUUUCCUUCCCCAGAAUAUGAAACUUUUGCUGAAUAUUAUAAAACCAAGUAUAAUCUUGACCUGACCAAUCUCAACCAGCCAUUGCUGGAUGUGGACCAUACAUCUUCAAGGCUUAAUCUUUUGACUCCUCGUCAUUUGAAUCAGAAAGGAAAAGCUCUUCCAUUAAGCAGUGCUGAGAAGAGAAAAGCUAAGUGGGAAAGUUUGCAGAAUAAACAGAUCCUUGUUCCAGAACUCUGUGCUAUACAUCCUAUUCCAGCAUCACUGUGGAGAAAAGCUGUUUGUCUCCCAAGCAUUCUUUAUCGUCUACACUGCCUUUUGACAGCCGAGGAACUCAGAUCCCAAACCGCCAUUGAUGCUGGUGUAGGAGUAAAGUCACUUCCUGCGGAUUUCAGAUACCCUAAUCUGGAUUUUGGCUGGAAGAAAUCUAUUGACAGCAAAUCCUUCAUUUCUGCUGCCUGCUCCUCUCUGGCAGAGAAUGAAAAUCACUGUAAGUACAGCGCAAUUGUAGUCCCUGAAAAUGCUGCACAUCAAGGUGCUAAUAGAACCUCUUCUGCAGAAAAGCAUGACCAAAUGUCUGUGAACUACAGAACAUUGAUUGAUGAGUCACCCAGUAAGCUCCAGAGUGAUGUCUCAGUAGAACUGGCAACCAUUAAUGGUGUUUCUUACAAUAAAAACCUUGCCAAUGGCAAUUGCGACUUAGCUAGCAGAGACUUUUGCCAAGGAAAUCAGCUAAAUUACUGCAAGCAGGAAAUACCUGUACAACCAACUACCUCGUAUCCUAUUCAGAAUUUAUACAACAGUGAGAACCAGCUCAAGCCCAGCAAUGAAUGUACUCUACUGAGUCAUAAAUAUCUUGAUGGAAAUGCUAACAAAUCUACCUCAGAUGGAUGCCCCAAAAUGGCAAUGACCAGCAGUGCUUCAGAUACUUGUACUCUUUCAAAAGACAAAAUGGAUUCUGCAGUAAGCCCUUGCAAUGGAUACUCCUCAAAAACCCUUGGCCCAAACCCUGGUCUCAUUCUUCAGGCUUUGACUCUUUCAAAUGCUAGCGAUGGAUUUAAUCUGGAGCGGCUUGAAAUGCUUGGUGAUUCGUUUCUAAAGCAUGCCAUCACUACUUACUUGUUUUGCACUUAUCCCGAUGCUCAUGAGGGACGCCUGUCAUAUAUGAGAAGCAAAAAAGUCAGCAAUUGUAAUUUGUAUCGUCUUGGGAAAAAGAAAGGGCUUCCUAGUCGCAUGGUGGUAUCUAUUUUUGAUCCACCUGUCAACUGGCUUCCACCUGGUUACAUAGUAAACCAAGACAAGAAUAACACAGACAAAUGGGGAAAAGAUGAAAUGACAAAGGAGGGCCUGCUGUCGAAUGGAAAACUUGAUGAUGAGUACGACGAUGACGAUGACGAUGAUUUGAUGUGGCAGGUACCCAAGGAGGAAGCUGACUUGGAAGAUGACUUUUUAGAGUACGAUCAGGAGCAUAUCAAGUUCAUUGACAAUAUGCUGAUGGGCUCUGGAGCAUUUGUGAAGAAAAUAUCCCUCUCCCCCUUUUCGCCCGCUGACAACAGCUAUGAAUGGAAAGCGCCCAAGAAGUCAUCCUUGUCUAACGUCCAGUUUUCGUCAGAUUUUGACGAUUUUGACUACAGCUCUUGGGAUGCAAUGUGCUAUCUAGACCCGAGCAAGGCCGUGGAGGAAGAUGACUUUGUCGUCGGUUUCUGGAAUCCGUCGGAGGAGAAUUGCGGCAUCGAUGCUGGGAAACAGUCCAUCUCGUAUGAUUUGCACACAGAACAGUGCAUCGCUGACAAAAGCAUUGCAGACUGUGUGGAAGCCCUUCUGGGCUGCUACCUGACCAGCUGUGGUGAGAGAGCUGCCCAGCUUUUCCUCUGUUCGCUGGGCCUGAAAGUGCUUCCGAUAAUUAAAAAAACUGACGGGGACAGUGUUCCAUACGGUUGCAGAGACCAUUUGAACAGCCAACAGAAACAUCCUUCAGCAAACUGUAUUUCUGCCUCUCUAGCCAAUCAAGAGUUUUCUUUGUAUAAAGACUUGGUUUACGGCUGUUUAAAGAUUCCGCCAAGAUGUAUGUUUGAUCAUCCAGAUGCUGAGAGAACCUUAAAUCACCUUAUAUCUGGCUUUGAAAACUUUGAGAAGAAAAUUAACUACAGUUUUAAGAACAAGGCUUACCUACUCCAGGCAUUUACUCAUGCCUCUUAUCAUUACAACACCAUUACCGAUUGUUACCAGCGGUUGGAAUUCCUGGGAGAUGCAAUUUUGGACUACCUCAUAACCAAGCACCUUUACGAAGACCCACGGCAGCACUCUCCCGGAGUUCUGACAGACCUGCGAUCUGCUCUCGUUAACAACACCAUCUUUGCCUCUUUGGCUGUAAAGUAUGACUACCACAAGUACUUCAAAGCGGUCUCUCCUGAGCUGUUCCAUGUUAUUGAUGACUUUGUGCAGUUUCAGAUGGAAAAAAAUGAAAUGCAAGGAAUGGAUUCAGAGCUCCGAAGAUCUGAAGAAGAUGAAGAAAAAGAAGAAGAUAUAGAAGUACCAAAGGCCAUGGGGGAUAUAUUUGAAUCUCUUGCUGGUGCCAUUUACAUGGAUAGUGGAAUGUCUCUGGAAAUGGUUUGGCAAGUGUACUAUCCAAUGAUGAGGCCGUUAAUAGAAAAAUUCUCUGCAAAUGUUCCCCGUUCCCCAGUACGAGAGCUACUGGAGAUGGAGCCAGAGACAGCUAAAUUUAGCCCUGCAGAGAGAACCUAUGAUGGAAAAGUCAGAGUAACCGUGGAAGUUGUAGGGAAGGGAAAGUUUAAAGGUGUUGGAAGAAGCUAUCGGAUCGCCAAAUCUGCCGCAGCGCGAAGAGCUCUACGAAGCCUCAAAGCAAAUCAACCUCAGGUUCCAAAUAGCUGAGACACCUCUUGGGAAAAAAAGGAGAGAUUUUAAAGUUGAUGUUGAGAGGAACAAAUUGAAGACAGCAUUUAAAAUUUGAUAACAAAAAUAGCUAACAACAUUUAACAUAUAUACAUAAUUUUGGAACUAAUUGUAGUGAUAGGUUUUUUUUUCUUUUUGCGCAAACACAAUCUUUGUCUUCUUUCCUCACUUCUGCUUUGUUUAAUCACAAGAGUGCUUUAAUGAUAACAUUUAGCAAGUGUUCAAAAUUGUUGUCAGGUAACAUUUGAUUUACUUUGUCAGUACAGCUUUGCUUAGUGUUAAAGGCCAGGGAGCUUUUGCCGAACGCAGUUACUAGAUUUUUAUAUAUAUACAUGUGUAUAUGUAUAUAAAAAUCUUGAAAUUUCUCAAAUCUGUGCACUAGUGCCAGUCACAAAGCAGUUUAUAAACUGUACUGGAUGAUUUGGUGUAAAGGAUAAGUGUGCCAGUAUUGUCCUUGUUCUUUCCGUGCCAUCUUGGCAUUAAGAUGGCAUUCCCAAUCAUUAUUGCACUUAUUUGUUAGGGACAGGUUUUUAAUUGAAAUGUCUGGCAUCUGAGAGAGAGAAAAUGGAUGCCCGCGUAGUCUUGCAUUUGAAAGGUUCUUGCCUUAAAAGUAUAUAAAACCCUCAUUAAUUGCAACCUUUAAUUUCUGGUCUCUUCGGAGCACAACUGUUUUACAUUCCCUUCAUUUUUAGAAUGCAUUUUAUGAUACGGCUCUGUAUUUGCAGUACAACAGGGUAGUUUAGCUGUGACUUAACUUAUUACAGGACUGUAAUAGAAUUCAUAUUCAUAUAUAUGUAGUGUGGUUAUUUUUAACGAUUCAGAGGAAAUUGUUAGUACAGAUUUUUGUUUUUGAUAUUGAAAACAAAACAAAAAAAGUCUCUUCC